This is a messenger RNA of Botrytis byssoidea, 912 nucleotides long. RefSeq lists its product as uncharacterized. The transcript has a single exon. The coding region runs from base 1 to 912 and encodes 303 amino acids. The record is from RefSeq and is a predicted model, not a curated record. NCBI's taxonomy places the organism in Eukaryota, Fungi, Ascomycota, Leotiomycetes, Helotiales, Sclerotiniaceae.
AUGAGUUCUCACGGCAACCAAUUUACGAGUCCCACUUGGGAGGAACAGUACAUUCACGAUCGUGCUCUUUAUCAACAACCAGAAGGUCCGGUAGCGUAUGCUUUCAGGCUUCCACCAAGAUUUCAGCAUCAAGAUCCAGUCAUUACCCCAGGCUAUAGCACUUUUACGCCUGCAUCUAUUACCACAGCUCCCAUCCAACCUGCUGUCCAGAUGCAACAACCAUACGCGUAUUCAUACACCGACGGAGGAGCACAAUACAGCGAUCAAAUUCAGCCACACGAUUCCCAAUCUCCGCCCUUUGACCGCCCGACAAUGUCAACCAGCAUCGAACCUCAGGAAGCUUGGCCUUUAGGGAAUCGCUAUCAGCAACAGGCAACUUAUACACCCACAUACACACCCACGUUCGCACCUAUUGACAACAUCCCUCUUGAACAACUUGCCGCCACUCGCAACCCGACUCAUCAAACUGAUAUGCAAAUCAAUGCCUCAUAUGAUGCGGAUGCGAGUUCAGACGUCUGGAGUCCGGGGAUCUGUCAACAUGCAAGUUGCCUUGCGAAGUCUUCAGACAAGCAAAAGAACUACCGAGAACACUCGGAUUGGCGACGUCAUUGGUUUCGUGUACAUGAUAAGCAAUAUCAAUGUCCGAUUGAUGGUGCCAUGUUCGGAACGGCCAAUGAACUUAACCGCCAUGAUGAAGCUAUACAUCAAACCGGUGCCAAAAAGCAUUACUGUCAUAUCGGAGGAUGCCAAGCUCGUGCGAGAGAGUUCAACAGGAAAGACAAGUUUCGCGAGCAUAAUGACAGGUGGCAUGGACCUUAUUGCUGUCUUGUUCCUUACUGCGAUCGGGGAUCUGGCAAUGGAUUUAAAGAACAGGUGUUGUUGACGGACCAUAUGCACAGUCGUCAUGCGUGA